AUGCCAGAAUUAGAACCGGAGCCUAGGAGCGUCAAGUCUGAGGUGAGCCGAAUGAAUGAAUGCCCUUCCUCAGAGCUUGAUCUGCUCACGGAUACAAGUUCAGUAAGUAAAGAACAUUUGUUAGACAAGUUUACGGAUUUUGCAGGAACAUGGCAAACUUACGAGAGCCGUGCCAAAGCAGACGACGCGAGAUCUGCUCAAGUUACAGCUGAACCCCAGCGAGCGCCGAUCAAUCCUACGCUCUCUCGCGUUGAAGAACUGGUCUGCGUCUCAAAACACUCUGAACCAAAUCAUGCCUUUGGCGGCUGA
This is a messenger RNA of Protopolystoma xenopodis, 309 nucleotides long. The record is from the annotation of a GenBank genome assembly. NCBI's taxonomy places the organism in Eukaryota, Metazoa, Platyhelminthes, Monogenea, Polystomatidea, Polystomatidae.